AUGAUAGAAGCUCUUUACAGUCCAGGACACAUAUAUCAGCCUGGUACAAACCACUUCCGAGAUGCUGAAAUUCGCUGGUCGUUGGCUAUGGAAGAUUUAAAACAACACGUCAAGAUUGAAGAAAUUCUAGUUAUUGAACAUCAAUCAGAUCGAUUCCAACAAUGCGUAAUCCAUUUGAUUUUGAUUGGUCGUGACAUUUUCAAGAGUAACGGAGAAAUCAAUGGAGAAAUCAAUUUGGACAAUAAUUACACCUCUGCGAAUCAUCGAUAUUGGGCAUUAGCUUUAAACGAAUUAAACAAUCAUAUCAAAGUGGAAGAACGUGAAACAUAUGAUCAUCAAUCAGACGAAUUUCAAACCUGUGUGAGAAAAAUGAUUCUGAGUUGUUACGCUAUUCGCAAGGUUAGACAUGAGGCAUCGACCAUUGUUCGUUCAUUUUUUGGGUGA
Messenger RNA from Melampsora larici-populina 98AG31, 444 nucleotides. RefSeq lists its product as uncharacterized. The record is from RefSeq and is a predicted model, not a curated record. Lineage: Eukaryota; Fungi; Basidiomycota; Pucciniomycetes; Pucciniales; Melampsoraceae. The coding region runs from base 1 to 444 and encodes 147 amino acids. The transcript has a single exon.